GAAUGCACAUAUGACAUAACAAACAGCAAUAUUCUACGUAGUACUUCAUAGAAUUGUCCAAGAUGAUGAUGAAAAAAAUGGGGGCUUGGAUGUUGCUAGCAUUAUUGACUUCGGUUGGCGACUGGUGUGGUCGUUGUUAUGGGUGCUUGGAGGAUGAGAGAAUUGGUCUCUUAGAGAUCAAAGCUUUGACCAAUCCAAACAGCAUUUACAUGGGAGAUUGGGUGGAGUACAGUAGUAAUUGUUGUGAGUGGUCUCGGAUCGAGUGUGAUAACACUACAAGGCGAGUGGUCCACCUCUCUCUUUGGGGUGCAAGGGAUCAGAGUUUGGGGGAUUGGGUUCUCAACGCAUCCUUGUUUCUGCCUUUUAAAGAACUGCAAAGUCUUGAUUUGGGUUAUAAUGGACUGGUUGGUUGCUCUGAGAAUCAAGGCUUCGAAGUCCUAUCAUCAAAACUGAGGAAACUGGAAGUACUUGACCUAAGUCUGAACCGAUUUAAUAAUGAUAAAGGCAUUUUAUCAUGCCUCAAUGGGCUUUCCGCUCUCAAGUCUUUGGACCUGUCAGACAAUCAGCUGACAGGAUCAGGUCUCAUAGUCUUUGUAUCUGUCAGGCAAUCAGCUGACAGGAUCAUCUACUGGUAUCAAUACUGUUAUUAUGAUCACUUUGUAAAUGGAUUACGCACGCAAGAAAUAACAGAGAUUUAUCAUCUCAGUUACAAUAAAUUGAACGACAGCGUUUUAUCAUCUCUCAGUGGAUUUUCAACUCUCAAAUCUCUAGAUCUAUCAGGCAAUAGGUUCACAGGAUCAACUGGUCUCGAUGGCUGGUGUGAACUGAAGAAUCUUGAAGAGGUAGAUCUCUCCGGAAACAAUCUAAAGGGCGUACUCCCUCCUUGUUUGGGAAAUCUAUCAUCUCUACGAUCCUUGGAUGCAUCUGACAACCAAUUGGAGGGAAAUAUUGCGCGUAGUCACCUUUCCCAUCUUACGCAGCUCAGAUCCCUCUCACUUACCAAUAACUACUUUCAAGUUCCAAUAUCAUUUGGUUCAUUUAUGAACCUCUCCAACCUCAAGUUAUUUGCAUGCGAUAACAAUGAGCUAGUAGCUGCACCCAGUUCUCAGCCUUUAGUUCCAAAGUUCCAGCUUCUUUUCUUUAGUGCUUCAAACUGUACUCCAAAACCACUCGAGGCUGGAUUUCCAAACUUCCUGCGUAGCCAACAUGAUUUGGUGUUUGUUGAUCUAUCCCACAACAAAUUCGUUGGACAACCUUUCCCAUCUUGGCUGCUUGAGAAUAAUACAAAGUUAGAUCGACUAUAUUUGAGAGACACCUCAUUUAUAGGCGGUCCUUUGCAGCUGCCACAACAUCCAACACCCAACCUUCAGACAGUAGAUAUGUCUGGCAACAACAUACAUGGUCAAGUUGCAAGGAACAUAUGUUCGAUUUUUCCACGUUUGAAGAACUUCAUGAUGGCUAACAACAACCUUACAGGUUGUAUUCCUCCUUGUUUUGGGAAUAUGAGCUCUCUCAAAUACUUGGAUCUUUCCAAAAAUCACAUGUCUUGUGAACUGCUUGAGCAUAAUUUGCCAACAGUAGGCUCCUCGUUGUGGUUUUUGAAGCUGUCCAACAACAACUUCACUGGGCGAUUACCACUCUCUGUGUUCAACAUGACUAACCUAGAGUACCUCUUUCUCGAUGGAAACAAAUUUGCAGGACAAGUAUCUGGUUCCUUUUCUCUUGCAUCAUCAUUUUCGUGGUUUGAUAUCAGUAACAAUCUUUUGUCAGGCAUGCUUCCAAGGGGAAUUGGGAACUCGUCACUAAACCGCUUUGCUCGGGCAGUUGAUAUGUCCAGAAAUCAGUUUGAAGGUACCAUUCCAAUAGAAUAUUUCAAUUCUUAUGGGCUUGAAUUUUUAGAUCUUUCUGAAAACAAUCUGUCUGGGUCUUUUCCGUUGGGCUUCCAUGCAUCAGAUUUACGCUAUGUCCACCUUUACAGAAAUCAAUUGAGCGGUCCACUGCCAUAUGCUUUUCGUAAUCUCUCUUCGUUGGUUAUAUUUGAUCUCGGCUAUAACAACUUAACUGGGCCCAUUCCAAAUUGGAUUGAUAGCCUUUCGGAAUUGAGCAUUUUUGUUCUCAAAUCUAAUCAAUUCAAUGGGAAACUUCCUCAUCAGUUAUGCUUGUUAAGGAAAUUAAGCAUAGUGGAUCUUUCAGAAAAUAAAUUUUCUGGUCUGUUACCCUCAUGUUUGAGCAAUUUAAAUUUUACGGCAUCAGACCAAAAAACUUCGGUUGAACCUGGUACGACGUCACAAGAUUAUAGAAACCUGGAAGAAAUAUUUGCAUCCAUAGGUUAUUAUAUUCAUGACAAAAUUGUGUUGCCAGAGAUCGAUGUAAAAAUAACUGUGGAGCUUACAGCAAAGAAAAAUUUCUACACUUACGAAGGCGGUAUCCUUCGUUACAUGUCUGCUGUGGAUCUUUCUUGUAACAGAUUCACUGGAGAAAUCCCGACAGAAUGGGGAAACUUAAGUGGGAUAUUUGCUCUAAAUCUGUCACAAAAUAAUCUCACUGGAUUGAUCCCUUCAUCCUUUUCCAAUCUGAAGCAAAUAGAGAGCUUGGAUCUUUCUCACAACAACUUGAAUGGGAGAAUUCCUGCACAACUCGUUGAACUGAAGUCUCUAGCAGUUUUCAACGUGUCGUACAAUAAUUUGUCAGGAAGAACACCGGAGAUGAAAUAUCAAUUUGGUACCUUUGAUGAGAGCAGUUAUAAAGGGAAUCCUCUUCUUUGUGGACCUCCAUUGCAAAAAAGUUGCGACAAAACAGAAUCACCAUCAGCGAGAGUGCCUAACGAUUUCAAUGGAGAUGUUGGCUUCAUAGACAUGUACAGUUUCUAUGCCAGCUUUGGUGUGUGUUACAUAAUUGCGGUGUUGACAAUUGCAGCAGUACUGUGCAUAAAUCCGCAUUGGCGACGCAGGUGGUUUUACUUCAUUGAAGAAUGCAUCGACACUUGCUACUGCUUUUUGGCUAUAAACUUUCGCAAGUUGUCCAGAUUCAGAGGGUGAUUGGGUCUUAUCAUGAUCGAGUGGGCUGCUUUCUGAAUUUGUUGCAAUCCUCUGUGGGGAAGCAGUCGCAUUCCAAAUCAAUGGUUGCUCACAACAUGUAUAGCAAUUUGCCUGUGAGAAGUGUUCUGUCGAAGUGUCUGGUUCUUGUUGCUUAGCCUUUCUGUUUUGACAUGACUUGUGUUUGUCAUUGUGCUUGUAUCCAUAUUUGUUUGUUUCGUUGUUAUGCCUUAAUUAUGUUGCGUUUUGGUCUUAGAUAAGCAAUCAACCAAUACUUCUUGGCUUCUUGUGAUUUCUAUAUCCCUAAUAAUAUGGAAUUUAUUCAC
Messenger RNA from Populus euphratica (Euphrates poplar), 3361 nucleotides. Its product is annotated as probable LRR receptor-like serine/threonine-protein kinase At1g34110. The transcript is spliced from 7 exons. Bases 63 to 3038 code for a protein of 991 amino acids. Lineage: Eukaryota; Viridiplantae; Streptophyta; Magnoliopsida; Malpighiales; Salicaceae. The record is from RefSeq and is a predicted model, not a curated record. Gene Ontology annotation, molecular function: protein binding.